This is a messenger RNA of Gilbertella persicaria, 1065 nucleotides long. RefSeq lists its product as uncharacterized. Gene Ontology annotation, molecular function: guanyl-nucleotide exchange factor activity. The record is from RefSeq and is a predicted model, not a curated record. Lineage: Eukaryota; Fungi; Mucoromycota; Mucoromycetes; Mucorales; Choanephoraceae. The transcript is spliced from 3 exons. The coding region runs from base 65 to 865 and encodes 266 amino acids.
GUUUUUUCCUUUUUCCUUUUUCCUUUUUCCUCUUUUUUCUUUUCUUUCUUCUUUCUACCUACCUAUGACUGACCAGCCACCUCAACGUACUCGUCUAUCCAAGUCUAAGGCAACUGCCUCUACAACAGCUAUUCAGGCACUAGAGAUAACUACGUCAGCUGUUGGAAGUUCUGAUAUUGAUCAUUCUCCCAUUGUAACAACACCCAUAAUACCAGCAAUAGAAGAAGAAGAAAAUGAUAUACAAAGAAAACAGUCUCAUCGUCAUCACCACCACCAUAUCCGCUCACCCGCGUUUGAGGCUCACUCCAACUUGACUUCUCCGCUUCCCUCCCCACAAAUUAUAGAUGGUACUAUUUCUGGUGAACUUGUCUUACCUCCCCCUGCUUUAAAAGUACCUUCAGAAGCCAUUGUAGCCCUUCAAGAUGCAACAAGUGUCCAAAGCAAAAAAUUUAGUAAGAAAGGAUCACCACUGUUUGAAUCCUCUUUUUUUUCAGCAGCACUCUUGAUCCAAUGGUCUAAUUUGAUGGGACCCAAAGUAGAAAAGGUAUGGUCUGUUGAACCAGUAGAAGAAAAACUUCAGAUGAUGAUUGGAAGACAAGUGUUGAAUGGAGAAAUGGGCCGUACUCUCAAAGGUGUAGAACCCAAAUGGAUCGUGUUGCAUCGCCAGGCUAUUAUCUGUACAGCCUUCUUAUUUCAUGAUCCGACACUCGAGUCUUUAUGUGCCUUUGUUUUUGUUGUGCCUGUACGUUAUUUGCGAAACUUCUCUCAAUACUUUAAUGUGUUGUGUGGGCGCAUCCCUGCUCAGCUUGUUGAACCAUUACUCAAGUUACGCAAGGUCUUUAAACGUCAUUCCAUCGUAAGAUGAGAUACUGUACUUAUCGAGAUACCUAAUCUUAUCUUAUAGACUUGGGAUACCGCAUUAAAUUAUUUUACUGUAGAAAAACUAGCGCCUUUUGUAAAGUCAGUAAUGGAUUUAGAAUCUGUAUCAUUGCCUUUAGAUUGUGUCAAGACGAGCCAUACUAUCUUGAGUGACGAGUCGAGACAAAUGUUGGAUUCUCCAUUUAU